This is a messenger RNA of Culicoides brevitarsis, 1693 nucleotides long. Its product is annotated as leucine-rich repeat-containing protein 15-like. Gene Ontology annotation, molecular function: protein binding. The record is from RefSeq and is a predicted model, not a curated record. The coding region runs from base 1 to 1491 and encodes 496 amino acids. The transcript has a single exon. Lineage: Eukaryota; Metazoa; Arthropoda; Insecta; Diptera; Ceratopogonidae.
AUGCGUUACUUUUAUUUUUUCAUUCUUCUUGCAGCAAUUCCUUUGAUCGCUCGAUCAUUUUCCGUUCUUGAAGUCGAAUGUGAGACGGAUGAAAUUUUUAGCACCAUUUGUGACCAUAAAUUCACCACAGUAAGUUGCAAACUCGCAGACAUCCACGUUUUGCAUAAUUACAAAAAAAAUGGCACGCACAAAUUCCAUCAACAAGAGAUACUCAUCACGAAUUUGGACGAAGAGAAUUACACGUCGAUUAUCUUUGAAAACAUCGUAAGUCCCGUAUUUCCCGCAGAAAUUUUUCAACAAAUUCCUCAAUUAGGGAAAGUUAUGACUUCUUUUCAAGGCCACAAUAAAAUCGAGGUAAUUCCGGAUUUUACAUUUUCCAAUGCCACAAAUCUCAAAACUCUUGCAUUGCAUUUUUUGGAGCUGCAUGAUAUUACAGAAAAUGCGUUCUACGGAGCAACAGCUUUGAGACUUUUAGCUUUGGUUGGGUGUGAAUUGGAAAAAAUCCAUCGAAACGCCUUCAAAUCAUUGAAAAAUUUGAGAUAUCUGACUUUGGGACAUAAUUCUUUGGAAGAAAUCCCCCGAGAAUUGUUUGAGCCACUAACAGAAUUGAAAAAUCUCUAUUUAAACGACAAUCAACUGAAAUCUCUUCACGAAUUGACUUUUAUUCAAAAUACGAAUCUGAACUUCAUCGAAAUGCCGAAUAAUUUAUUGGAAAAUAUCACGUUGCAACUUCCUGAUAAAAUAAAAAAUCUAAAUUUUGAAGGUAAUCGAUUGAAAAAUCUCAGACUUACAGGAAACAAUGUGAAAUUAGAGACACUUUUACUUGAACGCAACCAAAUUGAGAAUUUUCAGAUCCCGUCCUUCAUUGAAUUGAAAAGAUUGAAUUUAAAAAAUAAUAAAAUUAAAUCUCUCGACUUUUUAACCAGCUGUUCACACUUAAAGUCACUUCAGAUCGAUUCAAAUCCAAUAACAGACUUGACUAAUUUAAGAAAUUGUCAAAAAUUGACUGAAUUAACUCUCGAAUCAAUGAAAGGUAUUAAAAUUACUCAAGACACGUUUUCAUCGUUAACGAAUCUCAAGUUCCUGUCAUUGAGAAACACGAAGCUCAACACUGUCGACGUCUCUUGGUUCAAAUCUUUACAAAAUUUGUACGGUUUGAUGUUAAGCGGAAUGGAUUUAAAAGAGUUGGAUUACGAGGAACUCGCCAAAUUGCCAUCUUUGAGGCGGAUUUCCAUUACAGACAAUAAUUUUAAUUGUUCUUACACGACGGAGAUGUUGAAGUUUUUGAAUACGACUCAAAUUCAGUUUUACGAAUUAUUUGGAGAAAUUUGUCGUGAAGAUUUGCCUUCCAAGAGGAUUGGGAUGUUUUGGAAAUUUUUGAUGUUUGUUGGAUUUUUUACGAUGAUAGCUGGAGUACUGGCAUUUGUCGUGAAGAAAUAUCAAUUGAGCAGAUUCAUCAGUUAUCGAUCAUCCACGAAUAUUAAUAAUUAAAGUAAAAAUUUUAAAAUAAAAACAUGUUGAAGUAAAGAAAUUUUGCUUCUUAAAUAUUCUCUGAAUAAAAUUCUGUUAAAAAUUCCAUUAAAAAAUUAUAUUUCUAAAGUUUUUUUUAAAUUUGAGCUAAAAAUUGUUGAAUGUCAAUUCGAAAAAUUACCGUUGAAAAUUUGAAAAUCGCCUUUUUGCUAAUUCAAAUUCA